AUGUCUGGGACGUUCACCUGUCUCGACUGUGGUGAAGGCUUCCGCGAUGUCUCUGCCUUGUGGAGCCACAGCAAGGCAAGGCAACACGGCCUUUAUCAAGGUCGGAAACCUUUCAGCUUCCCCCAUGACAACAAGAGCUACGAUCCGGGUGAUCUCAGCUACACACUAGCUCAAAAGCAUGACUCGUACCAAGUCGACAUGCCGUACGGUCGGACUACGGUGUUUCUUCCUGCCUCAAGGACUGCCGUGGCGUCAGUGUCGGCAUUAAAUGAUGCAGCUGCUGCAGGCGCAGCGAGGGCAACGUUUGACACAGCUCCCGCGACCACAUACCCGCCUGGCGACCCAGCCAUGGAGUGCAGAUGUGAAAUCUGUGAUCUGUCCUUCCGUUCGGAUAAUGAGCUCAACACUCAUUACAAGUGGUCUCCCGUACACCCAUCCUGCGGGAAGUGCGCGAAAUGUUUUCGAGAUAAGAGUCAACUUUCCCGGCAUCUGCAAACUGCGCAUGCGUGUGACAUCUGCGUCUGCGGAGUAAUCUUCGAAAUCAACCAUGCGUCCGUGCACUACAAGGCAUCUUCGUGUCAUCCCAAGUGCAUCAAUUGUGGGGCAGCGUUCAAGGACGCUCCCGCGUUGAAUGUGCACUACAGAUCCUCCCAUUAUGAUCAUUAUUGUCUUCGCUGCGACCUCUGGUACCCUACGAAGCCAGAUCUACAGCGGCAUUUCUUCGAGUGCAGUGCACAUCCUCGCUGCUUUCAGUGCAAGGAAGGUUUCGUCGGACAUGUAGAGUACUUUCAGCAUGUGGCUGCGGUACAUAACUCGAAGGUCGUUGCGAUUUCCAAACCUCCUCAGAAGAACAAACAGGAGAAGCCCCCACCGUAUCGCUGCGACCACUGUAAUCUAGGCUUCAAGAAGUCGAAGCAGCUCAAGAAACAUAACCGCCAGACCCCUCUGCACCCGUGCUGUACCCAAUGCAAUAAAGCUUACGCAAUGUACGGGCCUUAUGAGCGUCAUAUGAUUAACAAACAUCCACGGGCCGAGAUACUGCCCAAGCUUCCUCCACGACCGUCACCGCAGACAGCGGGAACGGGCGCGUCUGCAUCGAACUGCGAGACAGCUACGGCGGUGCCCGAAGUAGUCGACGUAGGUGACCCUCCGGUGGAGUCAUCGGUGAAGCCUCAGGUGCUAGUCGAUGCUCCAAUUCGAGACGCCGAGGCCACCGCGAGUGCGGUAUAUCAUCUUCCGGCAGCAGUCAAUGUGGGACCGUCUGGCGAAACCGGCCGGGAUGCCGGCACGUUGACUCAAACAAUGCUCGAACAAGAGUAUCCCGUCAAGACGCCUGAGGUUAAUCUUGGGAGCGAUACGGGAUCUGUCAUAUCAUUCGACUCCCUCGCCUCCACCAGUUCGGAAUCGGACGCCUUAUUUGCACAAGCUCGGGCUCUUUCGAACACAGCCGUGCAAUGCGAAGAUGUUGACGAGCGCGAAGAUACCUUCUCCGACGCGUACGAAUACAUCCAUGCUAACGAGCGAUCGACCGAUGUCAACGCGCGGGCGAUUGACGAGCGACCUGACAGCGUCAUCAGCUACGUUACAGACGUAGACUCAGCUGUCAUGACGAACCCGGAGCUCGACUUCAUCGUGUUCUACAGUGUCGGAGGAAAGUGCAUCGUCAGGGAGAUCGCCGAGAGUAUGAAGUGUCCGGUUUGCAACAAACUGUUCCUCUUGCGGCUUCAAGCGUUCUGA
Messenger RNA from Fomitopsis serialis, 1737 nucleotides. RefSeq lists its product as uncharacterized. Lineage: Eukaryota; Fungi; Basidiomycota; Agaricomycetes; Polyporales; Fomitopsidaceae. Gene Ontology annotation, molecular function: chromatin insulator sequence binding. The record is from RefSeq and is a predicted model, not a curated record. Gene Ontology annotation, cellular component: chromosome. Bases 1 to 1737 code for a protein of 578 amino acids. Gene Ontology annotation, biological process: regulation of transcription by RNA polymerase II. The transcript has 12 exons.